GGACAAAAUAAUACUCGAAUGAUUAGAUGUUUUAGAUAUCCUCCAACCACGUUUUCACAGAGAGCCACAGCAUCAUAGUAACACAAAGUCAGAAAUCACGUUCUCUUCUCUCUCCCUCUCUGCUUGAAUCGAUUUGUUCCAGGGAUUGUCGGAGCGAUUCGAUUUGAUUUUGAUCUGUGACAAUGGGGGCGACUAGCAUCGACAUGGAUGAAGGAGCUCUCGAGAUCGGAAUGGAGUAUAGAACUGUCUCUGGGGUUGCGGGACCCUUGGUCAUCCUUGAAAAAGUGAAGGGUCCAAAGUACCAGGAGAUUGUUAAUAUUCGCUUAGGAGAUGGAUCAAUGAGACGUGGUCAGGUCCUGGAGGUUGAUGGGGAGAAAGCAGUUGUCCAGGUUUUUGAAGGAACAUCGGGAAUUGACAACAAAUUUACCACUGUGCAAUUCACAGGAGAGGUAUUGAAAACACCUGUAUCACAAGACAUGCUUGGGCGCAUAUUUAAUGGCUCAGGAAAGCCAAUUGAUAAUGGCCCUCCUAUUUUGCCAGAGGCAUACCUUGAUAUUUCUGGAAGCUCAAUCAACCCCAGUGAAAGAACCUACCCUGAAGAGAUGAUACAAACAGGGAUUUCUACCAUUGAUGUCAUGAACUCAAUCGCUCGUGGACAGAAAAUUCCUCUUUUCUCUGCUGCUGGUUUACCGCAUAACGAAAUUGCUGCUCAAAUUUGUCGUCAGGCUGGUCUUGUUAAGCGGUUGGAAAAGACUGAGAACCUAAUUGAGGAUCAUGGGGAGGACAACUUUGCGAUUGUUUUUGCAGCUAUGGGUGUAAACAUGGAGACAGCUCAGUUCUUCAAGCGUGAUUUUGAAGAAAAUGGAUCCAUGGAAAGGGUUACACUUUUCCUGAACCUGGCAAAUGACCCUACCAUCGAGAGAAUUAUCACUCCUCGAAUUGCCCUCACAACCGCAGAAUAUUUAGCUUAUGAAUGUGGGAAGCAUGUGCUUGUUAUAUUGACAGACAUGAGUUCUUAUGCUGAUGCUCUUCGUGAGGUGUCUGCUGCUCGAGAAGAAGUUCCUGGAAGACGUGGAUAUCCAGGUUACAUGUAUACAGAUCUUGCAACUAUUUAUGAGCGUGCAGGGCGUAUUGAAGGAAGAAAGGGUUCCAUUACCCAAAUCCCCAUCCUGACUAUGCCCAAUGACGACAUCACUCAUCCUACUCCGGAUCUUACUGGUUACAUUACUGAGGGUCAGAUAUAUAUUGAUAGGCAACUUCACAACCGACAGAUAUAUCCACCCAUAAAUGUGCUUCCAUCACUUUCUCGAUUAAUGAAGAGUGCUAUUGGUGAGGGAAUGACUCGCCGUGACCAUUCUGAUGUGUCCAACCAGCUUUACGCAAACUAUGCAAUUGGGAAGGAUGUUCAAGCCAUGAAAGCUGUAGUUGGAGAAGAAGCUCUUUCUUCUGAGGAUCUGCUGUAUCUAGAGUUUCUGGAUAAAUUUGAGAGGAAGUUUGUGAUGCAAGGCGCAUACGAUACAAGAAACAUCUUCCAGUCUCUUGACUUGGCAUGGACACUGCUCCGUAUCUUCCCGCGUGAGCUUCUUCACCGUAUUCCCGCCAAAACACUUGAUCAAUUCUACAGUCGCGACGCCACAAGCUAAGCCUGUAAAGCAACCUCUAAAUUGCUCCAUUCUCAUUUUAUGUGGAAGUUGAAUCGUAUCGAGAGAAGAAAAAACAGGAUUGCUUUAAAAAAAACUCAGAGAUUUGUGAAUUUGGGAUUUUUAUUUUAUUUAUUUCCUUUGUAUAAUAAAGGUUUGUGUAGAGAAACGCUAUUUAUGAGCUUGUGUUUCUGUCUUCCAAACUGGUGAAUUAUAUCUUUUUGUUGUUGUAAUAAUCUCUUCCAUCACAUUUCGAUAUAUUUGAUCCAUUGUC
Eutrema salsugineum is the source of this 1914-nucleotide messenger RNA. Its product is annotated as V-type proton ATPase subunit B3. Lineage: Eukaryota; Viridiplantae; Streptophyta; Magnoliopsida; Brassicales; Brassicaceae. Gene Ontology annotation, cellular component: proton-transporting V-type ATPase, V1 domain. Gene Ontology annotation, molecular function: proton-transporting ATPase activity, rotational mechanism; ATP binding. The record is from RefSeq and is a predicted model, not a curated record. Gene Ontology annotation, biological process: proton transmembrane transport; ATP metabolic process. The transcript has 15 exons. The coding region runs from base 183 to 1643 and encodes 486 amino acids.